UGUUGCUAUAAAGAAUCCUCGCGUGGGAGAUGCUGGAGGUAAACUGUGAGCGGACCGGUUCCGGCCCGGAUCCCCAGGGGAGCAAAGAUGGACUCGGUUCUGGAUCCUUUCUCUGCGCUCGACUCUCUGUCCUCUCCGCCUUAUUUCGAGGACGAGGACUUUUUCACGGACCAGUCCUCCAGGGACGGCCCGCUGGACGCCGAGGACUUCCUGGACGAAGACGUGGACUUCCUGAGCUCCCACCUGCAGGACUAUUACAGACAGGCGGCGCCCCCCCACGGGGACUAUGACGUGGGCAGCCUGUCCUUCUCCUCCUCGUCCCCCACCUUGUCCUGCAGCCUGUCCCCGCGCAGCGGCGGGCCGCUGCUGAAGCGCCGCCGGCGGCUGCGCUCUGAGGUGGAGCUGCAGCAGCUGCGUCAGGCCGCCAACGUGCGCGAGCGCCGGAGGAUGCAGUCCAUCAACGACGCCUUCGAGGGGCUGCGCUCCCACAUCCCCACCCUGCCCUACGAGAAGAGGCUGUCCAAGGUGGACACGCUGCGCCUGGCCAUCGGCUACAUCAACUUCCUGGCGGAGCUCGUGCAGUCCGACCUGCCAAUCAGGAACUCCAGCAGCGAGACGCACGGGCCGCCCAAGAAGGUCAUCAUCUGCCACAGAGGAACCAGGUCUCCCUCCCCCAGCGACCCGGACUACGGCCUGCCCCCCCUGGCCGGACACUCGCUGUCCUGGUCGGAUGAGAAGCAGCUCCGGGAGCAGAACAUCAUCCGAACCGCCAAGGUGUGGACCCCCGAGGACCCCCGGAAACAGCAGCAGACGGCCCUGAGGGACAUAGAGAACGAGCCUCCCUUCGGCCUGCUGGCCUGAACAGAACCGGUUCUCCAGAACCGGAACCAUCAAGCCAUUAUGUUAAUGUGGAACCGAGAUGGACCUUUAUCAUGUUGAUAACUAAAGGUGUUUUUCUGCUAUUUAUUCUAUUUUUGUACAGAUGAUAAUAUAUUUAAUUUAAAUGCAGAGGAAGGAAGGAAGGAAGGAAGGAAGGAAGGAAGGAAGGA
This is a messenger RNA of Cyprinodon tularosa, 1049 nucleotides long. It is a transcript of the gene ptf1a, whose product is annotated as pancreas associated transcription factor 1a. The coding region runs from base 88 to 861 and encodes 257 amino acids. Lineage: Eukaryota; Metazoa; Chordata; Actinopteri; Cyprinodontiformes; Cyprinodontidae. The record is from RefSeq and is a predicted model, not a curated record. Gene Ontology annotation, biological process: regulation of transcription by RNA polymerase II; developmental process. The transcript is spliced from 2 exons. Gene Ontology annotation, molecular function: RNA polymerase II transcription regulatory region sequence-specific DNA binding; DNA-binding transcription factor activity, RNA polymerase II-specific; protein dimerization activity.